AAAUUACUAUGACAUACAUGUUGGCAACAAAAUUUGUUCUCUUUUUGCAGGUUGUGUAGUUUGAAAUCAUAAUUAUCAGACAUAUUGCUAUAGGACAGCAGGAACUUGAAAUUUGGUGAAGAUUGUCUCCUUAUAUCUGAUUGCUUUUGUCGAUCAAUAAUGGCUCGGAAAAGGAAGAAAAUUGGAUACAGCAGAAAAUAUUCCAAAAAACCUUGCAGAGCAGGUUUAUCAAAGAUUGAAAACUUUCCAUCAGAUGCUUUCUUUGCAAAUUUUUGUUUGCUUGAGAAUACCAGUAAUGAUGAACAAGUUACUGAAUGUAAGGUCACAAUUGAUACCAAUGAAUUUAUUGAUUCAGAUGGACAAUCUGCAAAUGAAUUUUAUGUCAUUUUAGAUAAAGUACAUAAGUACAACCCACAGCAUAAUCUAGAUGAGUUUGUUUCUGGAAUUCAGAAUAACCUUUUUUCAAAACUGAAAUCAGACAGUUCAAGUAUUGAGAAUGAUCAGUUCUUUUCAAUUCCAUCCAGUAAGGAUAUUAAGUUUAUCUCAAUUUAUGACAGUGAUGUAGUUAGUGAUUCACCAAGAAUUAAAACAUGUAUUCGCGUCACAGAGAAAAUGAAGUUGGACAUAUUUGUGCAUUCAAAACCCUUAAGCACUGAACAUCCUAUAUGGUUGUCAGUAAAGAAAAAUUGUUAUACAGUUCAACAGUUAGAGAAUGUUAUCAAGGAACUUUGCAAAUACUCUAUUUGUUGGGGCAAUAAGGAUGCUGACUUACAAUCUCUAAAGUAUAACAACAAACAUGCUUACAAGGAAGAGAUCUACAUUGGUUCAACAAUUCGAUCGGUCUCGUGUUGCCUGUUAAUUAAUCAACGAAGUGAAAGAUGCAUGAAUUGCAAAACAUACAGAAAAACACUUAUCAAAAUGAAGAACCGCAAAAGUAAUGUUAAAAGAUUCAAGUGAAAUUUAUAUCUUAUGUGCAAUUAAUGACUGUAUUUUGCAGUAUUUAUCACCAUAUUUCUACUGCAUUACUAACACAGUAGGGGCUAUUUAUGCAUAUUUUUACCUCUUUGGUAAUUUACUUGGAUUAUAAGUGCCGAUUGCAAUGUGUCAGGUACUUUGUUCAUACUUCAUUUCACAAUAUUUUCAAAAUUUUUAUAAAAAUUAGGACGAAUCUGGAGGCAUGCUGCUUUAAGUAAAUUUACAAUGUUUUCAUAGCGUUAUGGUAUUUCAUUGAAAAGUUAUAACAGAGAAUUUCUUCAUUAUUUAACACACAUGAAAUUGUAUGGAAAUUCACAAUAAU
This is a messenger RNA of Ruditapes philippinarum (Manila clam), 1297 nucleotides long. RefSeq lists its product as uncharacterized. The coding region runs from base 160 to 957 and encodes 265 amino acids. Lineage: Eukaryota; Metazoa; Mollusca; Bivalvia; Venerida; Veneridae. The transcript has 2 exons. The record is from RefSeq and is a predicted model, not a curated record.